AUGCAGUCAUUUGUCGUCGUUGCAGGUCUGCUUGCCGCGGCAUACUUCGUAUACCGACUCCUGUAUGGCACCGACACGCCACACAUAAAGGGCCUCCCCGAAGUCCCAGGCCUCCCGCUCUUUGGAAGCUUGAUUGAGCUGGGCGAGAACCACGCCAAGGUGGCACAGCGAUGGGCGGAAAAGUACGGACCUGUGUUUCAGGUACGGAUGGGAAAUCGUAGAAUAGUCUUUGCCAACACAUUCGCCUCAGUCCGCCACCUCUGGAUCACAAACCAAUCGGCCCUCGUCUCCCGCCCCAAGCUGCACACCUUCCACACCGUCGUCUCGUCCUCGCAGGGCUUCACCAUCGGGACCUCACCCUGGGACGACUCGUGCCGCCGCCGCCGCAAGGCAGCCGCCACGGCCCUCAACCGGCCGGCCGUGCAGUCGUACAUGCCGCUGAUAGACCUCGAGUCCACCGUCAGCAUCCGCGAGCUGCUGCAGGAAUCGCGCGGCGGCGAGGUCGAUCUUGAUCCGCGCGCCUACUGGCAGAGGUAUGCGCUCAACACCAGCCUGACGCUCAACUACGGCUACAGGAUCGACGGGGAUAAGGAUGAUGCGUUGCUCAAGGAGAUCACCGAUGUGGAGCGUGGAGUGUCGAAUUUUAGGAGCACGAGCAAUAAUUGGCAGGAUUAUGUGCCGUUGUUGAGGCUGUUUCCAAAGCUGAGCCGUGAGGCGGGCGAGUUUAGAGAGAGAAGGGAUGUAUAUAUGGAUCAGCUGCUGACUGGGUUGAAGGAGAGGAUCAAGAUGGGGACGGAUAAGCCUUGUAUCUCGGGUAAUAUUCUCAAGGAUCCUGAGGCCAAGCUUAACGAAGCCGAGAUCAAAUCCAUCGGCCUGACCAUGGUAUCGGCCGGCCUCGACACCGUUCCAGGAAACCUAAUCAUGGGGAUUGCAUACCUAGCCUCCCCGGCGGGGCAAAAGAUCCAACAGCGCGCCCACGCCGAGAUCCUCAAGACCUACCCUGCCAACGACGCCUGGACGCGGUGCCUAGACGAGGAGAAGAUUCCCUACAUCACGGCUAUCUACAAGGAGAUCCUGCGCUUCUUCACCGUCAUCCCCAUCUGCCUCCCCCGCGUGUCCGUCAAGGACGUCGAGUGGGAGGGCGUGACCAUCCCGGCCGGCACGACCUUCUACAUGAACGCGUACGCGGCCGACUACGACCCGGACCAUUUUUCCGACCCUUACGUCUUCAACCCGGACCGGUACCUGGAGGACGUCGAGGGCACGCCGCACUACGCCUACGGAGCUGGCAGUCGCAUGUGUGCCGGCAGCCACCUGGCCAACAGGGAGCUGUACACGGCGUUUGUGAGGCUGAUUUCCGCGUUUGAGUUUGUGCCCCCCGCUGACCCGGCCGACGAGGCUGUGCUGGAUUGCCUAGAGGCCAAUGCUAUACCGACCAGCUUGACCCUGGAGCCAAAGUACUUCAAGGUUGGGUUCAGGCCGAGGGAUAGGGACAUGUUGGAUGGGUGGAUUAGGGAGAGCGAGGAGAGGACGAGGCAUUUGAUGUGAUGUUGUGGGUGGGUUUUGCUCUUUUCAAUACUCUCUCUAUUAUUUCUGUUCUUUGUCGAUAAAC
Molecule: messenger RNA, 1612 nt
Organism: Pyricularia grisea
Lineage: Eukaryota; Fungi; Ascomycota; Sordariomycetes; Magnaporthales; Pyriculariaceae
Exons: 3
Coding region: 1-1548 (515 amino acids)
Molecular function (GO): oxidoreductase activity, acting on paired donors, with incorporation or reduction of molecular oxygen; heme binding; iron ion binding
Source: RefSeq, a predicted model, not a curated record